Molecule: messenger RNA, 774 nt
Organism: Emiliania huxleyi CCMP1516
Lineage: Eukaryota; Haptophyta; Isochrysidales; Noelaerhabdaceae
Exons: 4
Coding region: 1-774 (257 amino acids)
Biological process (GO): nuclear-transcribed mRNA catabolic process
Cellular component (GO): nucleus
Molecular function (GO): RNA binding; 5'-3' RNA exonuclease activity
Source: RefSeq, a predicted model, not a curated record
AUGGGCGUCCCCGCAUUCUACAAGUGGCUCGUGACCAAGUAUCCCAAGGUUGUGCCUGUCGACACGAGCCGCGCGAACCCGAACGGAGUGGAGUUCGACAACCUGUUCCUCGACAUGAAUGGCAUCAUCCACCCGGCGUCGCACCCGGAGAACCGGCCGCCGCCCGAGACGGAGGACGACAUGAACCUCGCCGUCACCGACUACCUCGAGCGCGUCUUUGCCGCCGCGCGGCCGCGCAAGCUGCUCUUCAUGGCGAUCGACGGUGUGGCGCCGCGCGCCAAGAUGAACCAGCAGCGCGCGCGGCGCUUUCGCUCGGCGCAGGAGGCGGCGGAGAAGGAGGCGGAGGAGGAGCGGCUGCGGGGCGAGUGGGAGGCGGAGGGGCGCGAGGUGCCGGCCCGCAAGGAGGGGCGCGCCUUUGACUCGAACGUCAUCACUCCGGGCACGCCCUUCAUGGACCGGCUGGCGCAGCACCUGCGCGCCUUCAUCCACCUCAAGCUGAGCACGGACCCCGGCUGGCGCGGCAUCAAGGUCGUCCUCUCGGACGGAUCGCACAAGAUCAUGGAGUACAUCCGCCAGCAGCGCCUCUCGCCCGACUACGACCCAAACACACGCCACGCGCUGCACGGCCAGCGACGCUCGCCGACUGCUCCGUGGCCCGCUGCGCGCCUCGACGCCGACCUGAUCAUGCUCUCGCUCGCGACGCACGAGCCCCACUUCUCCAUCCUGCGCGAGUUCGUCGGCCAUCCCGCCCCAGCAGCACCUCCCGAGCAGUGA